AUGGCUCCACGAACUGCACUGCACCUUACCCUUGCCUUGGCUGUUGCCAUGACAGGCGAAUUUGCUUUGGGGUUCACUCCAAAGGCAAACACCAACAUGCCCCCAUCUCCUGCCAGUUCCACCAGCUCAACAACUACAAACUCGGCCGAUUCUGUGGUUUCUCAACACAUGCUUAGCAGCUUUGGCCUUGAGAGCGAGAGAGGGGACAAGACUCAAGUCUUUUCAAAUUCCGUCUUGGCCAGUUGUGACAUUCUCCCAUCCUUUCGAACCGCGCACGGUAUCCUUUCACCCGAAACGGUUUCUCGCAUGGCGGAAAACACUGAUUUUGGAGAAGGCAACCAAGCUGUCUCCAGAUUUCUUUCCAGAUACCAAGAGACCGGACCCAUGUCUUGUCUAGAUAUGCUUUCGGACGCUGACAUUCUUCCGCAUUUGACUCGCGCGAUGAGAGAUAUUCUCUAA
Messenger RNA from Cylindrotheca closterium, 459 nucleotides. The record is from the annotation of a GenBank genome assembly. Lineage: Eukaryota; Bacillariophyta; Bacillariophyceae; Bacillariales; Bacillariaceae.